Lingula anatina is the source of this 1253-nucleotide messenger RNA. RefSeq lists its product as uncharacterized. The record is from RefSeq and is a predicted model, not a curated record. Lineage: Eukaryota; Metazoa; Brachiopoda; Lingulata; Lingulida; Lingulidae.
AUUUAACCAGAGACAUUAUCUGUGAACAUCUAGUGAAUACUCAAUCAGUAUACCUGGUAGAAGGGAAUACUGCCACGAAGCUAUGUAGAGAACUAGACCAAGAAGUUGCCUUUUGGAAGUCUCAGCUAUUCGCUACAUCCACAAAAGUGACUUACAGAACACACCUUAAUUCAUACAUUAAAUUCUGCAAUGCCAUUAACUGUGCACCACUCCCGGUGUCGAGUAAGAACGUGUGCCGCUAUGCUGCCUUUCUGGCACGCUCUUGUGCUGUCUCGACAGUCCGUCAAUACCUAAACAUCAGGAUACUGCACAUGGAGUUUGGCCUAGGCAAUCCUCUUACAUCUUGGGAGCUUAAGACCAUCCUAGGGGGAAUAAGACGACACAAGGGAGAUCAAGGGAACCAAAAACUGCCGCUACUUCCAGAGCACCUUUAUAAACUCCAUGGCACAUUCAACCUCAGCAACUUGCAGGACCUACAACAAUGGGCCGCUUGCCUUUGUGCUUUCUUUGGACUUCUUCGAGUAAGCAACGUGACAGUGAAAUCCCAGUCUGAACCAGGACAUUCUUUGUGUCGGAAAGAUUUUUCUGUGAUGGGGGAAGGGGGCAUACUUAGGAUAGCCAAGUCAAAGACAAAUCAGUAUGGACACCCGCCACAUACAGUUGUGCUGCCUUACAUAGCAGGUUCUGCCCUCUGUCCCAUCACAACAUUGUUAAAAUUCCUGGGUGCCCAGCUUGCAGCUCCUGACACACCCCUCUUCUCCUACACAGAUGAGAAAGGAAAUUUAUCUGUGCUUACGCAAUCUAUGUUUCGUCGUCGCCUCAUCCAGGCUUUGAAAGAUAUUGGACUCUCCUCAGCCACCUACAACACCCACAGCCUUCACAGAGGGGGAGCAACUUGGCUGAUGUCCGUAGGUACACCCCUUGCCAUGGUCAAAGCCAUGGGGGAUUGGAAGAGCGACGCCGUCUACGAAUAUAUCAAACCGUCUACAGUUAUGAAGCUAGAUGUUGUUACAUCAGCAGUGCAGAAACUAUAAGGGUUUGUGAGUCCACACACAACUUUUAUGUCGCCAGAUGCAUGCUCAAGUGUGGACAUGAACUGUGUCACGUGCAAUUUAAUUAAGUGCAAAUGCAGUGAUUGGGAUUGCUCCACUGUGCAAUGAACUGAAAUGCUUAUUUUAACUAGACUUUCAUCACAAUAAUCCCUACUUUGGGUUGGGACUUUUCAUGAUCUGUUGCAGAAAUGGUUUAAUUUA